Messenger RNA from Strongylocentrotus purpuratus (purple sea urchin), 4079 nucleotides. Its product is annotated as dickkopf-1. Gene Ontology annotation, cellular component: extracellular region. Gene Ontology annotation, biological process: negative regulation of canonical Wnt signaling pathway; multicellular organism development. The record is from RefSeq and is marked provisional. Gene Ontology annotation, molecular function: receptor antagonist activity; co-receptor binding. Lineage: Eukaryota; Metazoa; Echinodermata; Echinoidea; Camarodonta; Strongylocentrotidae.
GUGCUAUGUGAGGCAGACAGGGAGUGCCCGUACAAGUACUACUGCCACAGCGGCGAGGGCCACAAGUCAUGUCUCAGGUGCAGAAAGUCGCAUCGUCGUUGCCAUAGAAACAAGAUGUGUUGCCAGGGAAACACGUGUGUCGAUGGUCGCUGCAUCCCCCAUCAGUUCCGAUUCGACGAGGCCUACAACACCGCCGUGCAAAACUUCGAGUCGGAAGUGAACGAGGAGGAGGAGAGUAUCCUUCAGGACACCAAGUUUAAACUAAGAAAAGCUCGCCAGGGUGAGCAGUGUUCUUCAUCUGUAUCGUGCGAGGACGGUUUGUGCUGCGCUCAACAUCUCUGGUCCAAAAUGUGUAAGCCGAUGCUGGAAGAGGGGGACAUCUGCACCAAGAAACGCGAUCGUCUCACGGAUGUCUUCCAGCGAUGCGAGUGUUCGCAAGGUCUCUCCUGCAAGCGCGAUUCUGUUCCCGAACGCCGCCUCCACGUCUGCCAAGCCGUCAAGCACCGAUCGAGUGGCACCAGCACGGAACGAGGUGGCGGAGAGGGCGCUGCACAGGGUGAAACCUUGUCACAGCGCGAGAGAUUACUGUCGCUUCCGGUCGAAAAGAUUCGACCGCUUCCGAGCAAGAACGACGGCGACCUCCUUGGCUACCUCUCGGCGGAAUCAGGCGAGAAGCUCUUCGACCUCGCCGGCAGAGGCGAGCGGUGGAUGAUGGGGCGGUCGGCGGAGAAAUUGAAAGGCACGGCGUACAGGGACACAACCGAAAUUACGCGAACGGAACAAGCCGAUAUUGAGGCCAGCCAGUUAACUGUAUUAUGAUCACCAUGAUCCUUCUGAUGACUUGAUGAGGUAGCAAGAUGGUGAGAUGCGAAUGGUAUGAUGAGCAUCUUGCGCAAAAUGAUGAGAGGAUAAUCCGAAUAUGAUGAGGAAGACAAUCAUAGGACGGGCGCCAGACCUUUGACGGGGAGUCGGAACAGUCAGACAUCGCUAAUUGGAAAAGUAAACCCAACUCCUUGAUGAAGCCGUUUCACUGCCGAACUCUCCCUGUCUGUCGCCGCUCUUUAAAAUCUCCUCAAGCAGUGUCGCCAUUCGAAAAAUCUCGCUCGAUUGUUCCACUUUAUGAAAAAUAGAUAAAAAUAUGAUUGGUGCGGUAUGGAGAAAGCAAACGAGUUAUAGAGAGUCGCUUGUCGGUCAUGAUGAGCUGAGUUAUGGUAUCUGUUUAACUAAAUCGAUAAUACAGAGGGUCAUAUUGCGAUGUCAUUUAACUGCAGGUCUUCCAGUGCGACCAUGCAAAAUGCAGAGAUGAGAAAAUCUAAGUAAGAAGUAACUUUCUCUAAUGAUUAGGGGGUAAGAUUCUGGCUUUAUUAGUCACAGUUUUGUAUUUAAUAUAGCAUUUCAUGAUAACCAACAAAACACUUAAUUAUAUAAAAGGAUAUUUUCACAACUAUUGUACUUAAUUUAUUAAUCAUGGUAUUAAUUUAUGAGACACGUAACGUUAGUAUGUUUAUGUUUUAAUUUGCAUCAAUCUUAAUCAGGGCAUCUAGCCUCGAAAAUUGCACUGGCAAAAAUGAUAAUAAGUGUAUACAAAAUCGAUGUUAAAUUCUAAAGAAAUUGAAAUCUGUAUUCAGAUAUGAAUAUAUCACUGACGUUUAAGGCAGUGCACAUGUAAAACUUAUCAUUGUAUUCAUGUGGCGUGGAUGACCAGUGUGUGACGUAACAACAUCAAUCAUGUGAUAUCUCUCUAUUGAUUUAAGUAUAUAACCCAACUCUCAAUCACGUUAUGUCAUGUGAUACUGGUCACGUGAACAUGUUGUAUGUCAUGUGAUAAAGGUCACGUGAACAUGUUGUAUCCAUGCCAACAGUAAAUUCAGUUUGAUUUCUAAUUGUUAUGGAGCAAUAUAUAGUAACCUUAUAUUUGAGAAUAUGUAUUAUUUUCUUGUUUGUACAUAACACGGGUAAGAUAUUUCUAUAUCGAUGUUAACACCAUAUUCGAAAACGAUUUUGUUUAUGAUUUAAAAAUUAUUUAUGAUUCCAGUAAGAGCUAUAGUAAUCAGUUCUUACGACGGUUCGUUUUAAUUUUGUUAUAUUUAUGUACCAAUUAUACUUAAAUUAAGAGGAUUUAUCGGAAUAGACAUGAGGCUGUAUUGCAUGCUUAAAGCAUGUACUUGUUCGUAUUAUCCUUCGUAAAAUUCGUUAACAUGCACAGACUUUAGGGUACAACAUUAAUAUGAAACUUGUUUCGAAAUAUGUAUUUUUUGUAGUCGCUUACAGUCAUGAUAAGGCCGAGUAUAGUGUCACUUUUUGAUCAAAAGUUAUUCUUGGACAAAUUGAAAGUGACACCUUUGCGUCAAAACCUUUUCGAUUUUGGUUGUUUUGUUUUUUCCUUUUUAGUUUCUUUUUUCUUAACUUGGUUAUCUUAAGCUAUAAAUCUAUCAAUAUGUCCGAUCUGAGAAUCAACGAUUCACAAUUUCCUUGUUUACAUUUACUGCCGAACUUAAUUUCCUGUUGAAAUGCGAGAUAUUUUCCACUGUUUGUGUUUUUGGUUGGUUUAUUUAAAAAAAAAAUAAGUUAUGCGUUUUAUGCUUUGCGUUGAAAGUAGUAAAUACUGCGUUUUACCUUUUCCUGAAACCUUGUUCGAAUCAUAAAUUAAUGGCUAACGGAACAUUCGAAAUACGAUGAUACACAGCUGAGCUUGGAAGGGGUUAGGAACUGGGCAAUGAAGUUAGGAACACUCUAUUACAAGAAAUAGCCGUUAAAUCAAUAGUUAUUAGAUUCAAAAUGAAAGCAAAAGAGGUGAAAAGUGAUGAUUUAAUGACAUCGGAAAUAUCUAUUUCUUGUAAUUAUCACCUUGGCAAUGGCCUCUCCUGUGUCAUUGUUCAAGGAAUUUGGCUUCAGAACACGGCUCAAAAGAUUUAAUGGCUUCCCAGAGCCACACCCUUAACCAUAAAAAUCGUAUUAGUCUCUAAUCCAAACGUUUGUUAAAUUUUGUCAUAACCUCUAUAUAGUCCAGAAUAUUAUAUACCACGGCGUAUUGUAUAGUUCUUGCAAUAGAUUGUGGUCAUUCUAACGGUAAUAUUCUAUUUUAACGUGUGAAAAUGGGAAGUUGAGCGAUGCGGUUAUUGUUUCAGAAAUAAUUACCCCCUGUUUUCUGCAUGUAGGCUAAUAGUGGAGCGUUUCUCUCUACCUGCCAAGUGUGACUGUCUGACAAUCGGACACACCCUUAAUUUCGUCACCGGUCUUCCGUGAAAUUGUUGGGUGUCGCUUCAAAGCCCCCCUCCCCCCCCCCCCCCCCAAAAAAAAGAGUUAAACUUAAGCCCCUGAUUUGAAAUAGGAGUGUGCGGUUAUUCUCUCCCUUAAAAACAUUAUUAAGAGUUAUAAUUAUUCAAACGACAUAUUAACAUGGUAUGAUAUGUUAUUAUGUAAUAAUAGGACGUUCUCCCAUCAAAUAUGAAUUACAACGGACUGGAAUAAAAAAUAAAGCCCUCUUCGGAGAAAGCAAAAUUCGGAUAAAGAUUAACUACGUUUUUCAUUUUUUUUUCUUCUCAAUGGGUGCGGUUAUUUAAAUUGGGAUGACAUUUACGAGGAAAAUUGUGUCGUUUCAAUGCUGACAUUUUAAUCACACACUGACAAUACGUUUGCCCCACCUUUGUUUUGCUCGCGCGAUUUGGACAACAUUGCACGUCAAUCAGGCAAUGCUUAAAAUGCGAAAAGUAGGCAACACAGGUUGAGCCUCGAAUCCUGUUUAUUUUGACAAUUCUGAGUCACAGGGUAUAUGCUUGGAGAAUAAUCCCGAUUGUGGUUUUAGGGCUUCUUAAAAUACGAAAUCCGCGAGGGCUGUUUUGGCGUUUCCUCGCAAGUUUGGCAUUUGACGGCCUUCUGCUUCGAUCUCGCCUCGUGUUAGGAUUACAGCGAACAUGGAGAGGAGAGGACGCCAAUUAAAGUCCACCGCAUACAAUGCGACGCUUCUACGAUCGAUUUUUUAAAUAGAAAUCGCAGUUGCAAUGGCUAUGGAAAUUUGAUCAUAAUCGUCUUCUUGAAUGAGGUUCUGAAUAACGAAAUAAACAUCAGCAAUCGAAAAA